AUGAGUGACUGAACCUCUCGGUAAUAAAAGCGGAUUUUCAAAAUUGCCGUAACCCCGGGGAACACGCGAACUCUCCGUUGCGGUGUAUGACGUUGUAGACAUCUAGACGCCAUCUUGAUAUUUAGCCGCUCAGCUGCACAGCACGCUGUGCCGAUAUAAAGCUGAAAGAUGGCUGCAAAGGGGAGUUGGUAUCCAUGUUACACGUUCUUACUUUUGUUGUUUGUUCACUGUGUCAUCCUCAACCAAAUGUUCUGGAAAUCCUUUCUCAAAUCGUAUGCGGUCUAUCUGCUUUUCGGUGGUUGGCGUUUCCAACGCGUCCUGCUAUUCACUUGGCGACGAGACUUGAGGGGACUGAAAUGUUAUCUCAUGAUUCUCUACCACACCUACUGGAACUACUAUACGAAAGAAACAUUUGCCCAAUUGUUCGCUCGUACAGUACGACGACGUGGGCGCGACCGCGUUGCCAUCUACUUUGAAGAUCAAGCCUGGACAUUCGGACAGUUAGAUGACUAUUCGAAUAAAGUGGCUAAUCACUUACUCCAAUGCGGAUUCAAACGAGGUGAUAAGUUGUUUCUCCUGAUGCAUUCGUCUGCGGCCUACAUUGGAAUAUGGUUGGGUGCAGCCAAGAUUGGUGUGGCCACAGGACUUUUAAAUCACAACCUCAGAAACGUUUCACUUGCUCACUGUGUGGAUGCACUGGAUGCCAAGGCUAUCGUGGUCGGGAACAAUCUGAAAGAGGCAUUUUUAGAAAUUGACCGCACCGAUCGGUUCCCUAACGAAAUGAUAUGGUAUGUAGAAGAGGCCGCAAAUACCCCUGAGGCAUCCACAGCGAUGACAACAACGUCGACUGCAAGAUGGAAUCAAGCGAUUGCACAAGCAUCCCACAAGCCACCGCCUCCGUUGCCUUGUAACAAGAGUCGGGAACAUCUGAUUUAUGUGUAUACCAGUGGGACAAGUGGAUUGCCAAAGGCCGCCAUUAUCACCACUCCUCGCUACAUCUUCAUGGUUGCAGGCGUGCGGUAUUCCUUCGGGAUCUACAAAUCAGAUAUUUUGUACACUGCGCUUCCAUUGUAUCACACGUUGGCUGGCAUUGUUGGGGCCGGACAAAUGCUUAUCCGUGGAACCCCCCUGGUUAUCCGACCAAAGUUUUCAGCUAGCCAGUUCUGGGAUGACUGCAUCAAGUACAAGUGUACGGUCGUCCAAUACAUUGGUGAAACUUGCCGCUACCUGGUCGCCCAACCACCCAAACCGUCCGACACGAAGCACAAUGUCCGACUGGCUUUCGGAAACGGUUUGCGCCGAGAGACUUGGCUUGAAUUCCAAAAACGAUUCCAGGUCCCGCAGAUUGGUGAACUGUACGGGGCGACUGAGUCCAAUUCAGGUAUCAUCAACUGUGAUCGUAAGCUGGGGGCAAUCGGUUUCAUUCCUCAAACAAUCCGAUUUCUCUACCCCAUUUACCUGAUUAAAAUGGACCCGAUUUCGGAGGAACCAGUUCGAGACGCAGAAACCGGGUUGUGCAUUGAGUGCGAUACAAACGAACCGGGACAGAUGAUCGGUCGCAUCAAUAAUCGAAAUCCAGCGAGAUUCUACGAUGGUUAUGUGAAUCAAGAGGCAUCGCAGAAGAAAGUGUUGCGCAAUGUAUUCCGACCUGGUGAUGCCUGGUUUGCCUCUGGUGACCUUCUCUAUUGCGACGAACUGGGCUACCUGUACUUUAGUGAUCGACUUGGAGACACGUUCCGAUGGCGAGGAGAGAAUGUCUCGACCGCAGAAGUAGAAUCUGUGCUUCACAGAGCCUUCCCCGAACAGGCCAUCAGCGUCUAUGGCGUCCAAGUGCCGGGCAAUGAGGGCAAAGCAGGGAUGGCCGCGAUGGUUGUCAACUUGACGAAUCUAAGUCCAGAAGAUGAGCAAAAAUUGGUCGCCAAGUUGUAUACCGAGGCCGCGGAACACCUGCCUAUCUACGCCCGCCCACUGUUUUUGAGGCUUUGUGAGACAAUCGAAAUGACAAGUACUUUCAAAUUGCGCAAAGUGGACUUGGUGAAGGCCGGAUUCAAUCCGGCUGGUUCGAAAGAUCAUCUGUUUUGGCUCGAUCAAAAAUCCAAGUCUUAUCGCCGGCUGGAUGAAGAGACCUAUGAGAACAUCAGACAAGGCAAAUUACGUCUGUAACUCGUUUGGGCACAUGACUGUGUUAACAUCAAUCCCAUGUUGUCUUGUCGAACCACGUGCGCGUUCAGAAUUUGAUAUUCUCAUUUUGUCUUUUGUCCUUCCCCUUUUUCUACGCUUUCCCAGACUUCGUUUCAGUGCCUUUGUUUCUGGCCUACAACUCACCCCACCGUCUUCAUGUUCUCUUUCUAUCUGCUCUUGAUUCUUCUUGUUUGAGACGGUUUUUUUUGCAAGUUUGUAACUUGCGCUCCACACGCACACACACACACACAACUCUGCAGUCACUAGCCAGUUUUGUAGUCAGACAAGUAGUAUCUCACUGUUUUUGGGUCUUGAUCAUAUAUUUCUGUAGCAUGUCCCCGUCCCCACGAAUCAUUCCAUUCCCGGUCUCUGUGUGUGUGUUCGUGUGUGCGCGCGCACACACGAACACACACACAAAUGCUCUGUACAGGGCAGCCGAUCUUUCGUUUUCCUCUUGAUUCGUGUUUUAGAUAUACUUCGAGGGGUUUCCCAUCCGAUGGCACUCUGUCGGAAACUGUGAAACGUCCCAGUCGAAUCAACCGCGAUCAGUGGAGUGAACUGUCUGAUUUUCAGUUGUUUGUUUUUUUCUAAUUGUAAUUACGAAGAAAAUUUAUUUUGUCACCACAGAAGAUAGAAUAAACGUUUUACAGACGCGUCA
Messenger RNA from Opisthorchis viverrini, 2839 nucleotides. RefSeq lists its product as hypothetical. Lineage: Eukaryota; Metazoa; Platyhelminthes; Trematoda; Opisthorchiida; Opisthorchiidae. The transcript is spliced from 8 exons. The record is from RefSeq and is a predicted model, not a curated record. Bases 169 to 2163 code for a protein of 664 amino acids. Gene Ontology annotation, molecular function: long-chain fatty acid transmembrane transporter activity; long-chain fatty acid-CoA ligase activity.